CAUGAUGCUGCACUCAUGAAUUUGGAAGUUAAGUUCUGGGUAUCACGCUUAUUUGGGAGUCAAUCCUUUUGAACUCAGUGUGUGGGACUCUUCCUUCGGAGUCAACACGCGGAGAUUGGCGCCUUUCUGCCUUCGAGUUGGCCUUUCAGUUCGGCACACCUCCACUUAGUAACUUUGCGAGCGACGCUUCUCUCAGACGCUUUCCCGCCUCCAGUGUGCUGGACUGGCUCCCUUACUCUGUCGCCGCCGCCGCCGCCGGCUGCUGCUGCUGCUAAGGAGCAAUUAGGGACGACGCUGCUGUUGGUCUCGCCUACACCGAGGCUCGAGCCAGGGGAGCCAGCACUCGCAGCACCACCGAGCGCUUCUUUUCGCAAGCCACCACAGUCAGACGGCAGGAGUAGCAGCCAUGAACGUGAGGCGAGUGGCCAGCAUUUCUGCGCAGCUGGAGGAAGCCAGCUCCACAGGCGGUUUCCUCUACGCCCAGAGCAGUACCAAACACAGCAUUAAAGAGCGGCUUAUGAAGCUCUUGCCUUGCUCAGCUGUCAAAACGACAUCUCCUGAUAUUCAAAGCAAUGUAGAAGAUGAAAUGGAAAUGGCCACCGUACGGCAUCGACCGGAAGCCCUGGAACUGCUGGAAGCACAGAGCAAAUUCACAAAGAAGGAACUUCAGAUCCUAUACAGAGGGUUCAAAAAUGAAUGUCCCAGUGGGAUUGUUAAUGAAGAUACCUUCAAAGAGAUUUACUCUCAGUUCUUCCCACAGGGAGAUUCCACAACAUACGCACAUUUUCUGUUCAAUGCAUUUGACACGGAUCACAGUGGAUGUGUAAGUUUUGAGGAUUUUGUUAUGGGCCUUUCAAUUUUGUUGCGGGGAACAGUGCAAGAAAAACUCAACUGGGCUUUUAAUCUGUAUGAUAUAAACAAAGAUGGCUAUAUAACUAAAGAGGAAAUGCUUGAUAUUAUGAAAGCUAUAUAUGAUAUGAUGGGGAAAUGCACUUAUCCUGUACUCAAAGAGGAUGCCCCAAGGCAACACGUGGAAACAUUUUUUCAGAAAAUGGACAAGAAUAAGGAUGGUGUAGUUACUGUAGAUGAAUUCAUUGAAAGCUGCCAAAAAGAUGAAAAUAUAAUGCAUUCCAUGCAGCUCUUUGAAAAUGUGAUUUAACCCCACGCACGUCUCUCUUCAAUUAAUGGACAAUAUGAACAAUUCUGCUGCAACAAAUCCAUAAAGCCGUUGCCACUUUUAUCAUAAACAGGAUUGCUCAGCUUAACACUGAGAUGUGUAUAAUGCAAAUAAGCUUUGUUUAAUUAAAGCCUUCCUACCGAGA
Molecule: messenger RNA, 1322 nt
Organism: Hemicordylus capensis (graceful crag lizard)
Lineage: Eukaryota; Metazoa; Chordata; Lepidosauria; Squamata; Cordylidae
Gene: KCNIP4
Product: potassium voltage-gated channel interacting protein 4
Exons: 10
Coding region: 407-1159 (250 amino acids)
Biological process (GO): regulation of potassium ion transmembrane transport
Cellular component (GO): voltage-gated potassium channel complex
Molecular function (GO): calcium ion binding; potassium channel regulator activity
Source: RefSeq, a predicted model, not a curated record